This is a messenger RNA of Lingula anatina, 1587 nucleotides long. RefSeq names its product UDP-glucuronosyltransferase 1-2. The record is from RefSeq and is a predicted model, not a curated record. Lineage: Eukaryota; Metazoa; Brachiopoda; Lingulata; Lingulida; Lingulidae. Gene Ontology annotation, molecular function: UDP-glycosyltransferase activity.
AUGAUGCCGUACCCAUUGUAUGUAGUAGUAUGGGUGGCACUGCUGCACGGGAGAAGCGCCUGCCUCGGUGCUAAGAUAUUCAUGUUGCCGUACACGCAGGUGUUCAACUCCCGGACGCUGAACAUGGAGAAAAUCGCCCGUCUUCUCACUGACCGCGGUCACUCGGUCACAAUGAUGGUGGCUGACCACUACAAACCACGGACAAACAUCGACGGCGUGUCGCUGGUCAGAUUUGAGACACCCAAGCUGGAGGUGAACAAAGCGGGGGAGCUGGCCUUGGAUACGACCAUGAGCUCUGUUUACGAGGGUCUCGAGAAGAUGAUGGCGGCAAUGGACGAGAUGGAAGAAGCUUUCUGCCAUUUUUUAUUAAGAAACGAAACCAGGUUGCAAGAAUUGAAAGCGACCAAUUUUUCGUUGUUUCUCUUUGACUUGGUCAAUUUGGGAUCUGGUCCCGUACUAAACGACUUUUUAGAAAUCCCGUCCAUAGCAUACUCCAAUUUAGGAUUCUGGGACCCGUGGCACGUGUUUCGCCAGCCGGUGUUUAAGUCCUUCACACCGGCCAUUCCCGGGGGCUACUCCGACCACAUGACGUUUUGGGAAAGACUCCACAAUGUCGACAUAGAAAACGAAGUCAAUGAUUGGUUAGACAAGAAAAUAGAGCGCACGGAUGCCAUGGUGUUGGAGUAUUUUCCAAAGAAACCUUGGCCCCCUAUGAAGAGAGCAUUUGAAAGAGUUUCUCUGAUGAUUGCCGCCAAUGUCGACUUCGCUCUGGAUUAUCCCAGACCCGUGAUGCCUCACGUUAAACCAAUCUCUGGACUUCUUUGGACACCACCCAAACCUCUGCCGAAGUUUUACCAAGACUUAAUGGCGUCUGGGCGUCAUGGCGUUGUCGUGAUGAGUUUCGGUACCUUAGUAGCAGAACUGACCGAGGGGAUGGCGGAGGGCAUCGCAAAAGUGUUCGCCAGACUACCUCAAACUGUCAUCUGGAGAUACAAGGGACCUGUUCCGAAGUCUCUUGGGAAAAACACGCACUUGGUCGAUUGGUUUCCACAAAACGACAUUCUUUCACACCCUGCCACGAAACUCUUCAUCACCCACUGUGGGAUCAGUAGCACGUGGGAAACUCUGUACCACGCCGUCCCCGUUGUGGCUGUCCCGUUAAUUUGGGAUCAGCAUCAGAACGCCAGAAAACUCACAGACAGGUGCAACAUUGGAGUAUCCCUCAGCUUUUUAACAUUCACUGAGGCAGACUUCGAGAGCGCCAUACAAACAGUUCUUAACAACAGGACAUACAAGGACAACGCCGUUAAAAUGUCCGAGCUUUUAAAGGACCAACCCAUGUCGGGGCAAGACCAAUUGCUGUUUUGGAUAAACUAUGUUAUACGUCACAAUGGGACUCUUCAUUUUCACUCCCAAGCUUCCUACAAUCUUAACUGGUGCCAGUACUUCUUAGUUGACAUUAUUGCCUACAAGAUAGCAGUUAAAUGUUUACACUACAUCUUUGUGUUAGUUUGUGCUAUUAUGUUUUGGAAAUUGCUAAAAUACACAUGGUUUUUAUAUUCUAAACAGAAGAAAAAAACAGUCUGA